UUAUGACUCAAUUCCAACAGCGAGUUGUUCCAGGCCUAGUCUACUAAUGUGUCGCCUCUCCCCCGCAUGGAAUAUGGUUACCGACGCCGGCCAAGAUAUUUAAGCUCCCCACAGGAUUAUCCAAUCCCACUCGCAGCAUCCCAACUUAGACUUGCAUUUAUUUUUCCGUUGGUUUUUGCAGCUAUACACAGACCCCAAUCGAGUUGAUUGGGAUCUCUGCUUUUCAUACAUACGUUUUACAGCAUCGCCAUGAAGCUUUACCCUUCCAUUCCCGAUGACCUCGCCGCCUGGGUGCAGCAGCAACCUGUAUUCUUCACAGGCUCUGCUCCUACUCAUGGCUCUCAUAUCAAUGUCUCUCCCAAAGGCCUUUCAGACUCGCACUUCGCUAUCCUAGGACCCAACCAGUGUGCCUAUAUCGACCGCACUGGUUCCGGAUGUGAGACUAUUGCCCAUUCAUACGAUAAUGGCCGCCUGUGUUUGAUGUUUAUGAGUUUCGGUCCCGCCCCUCGGAUUGCCCGCUUCUUCUGCCGGUCCAGGAUUGUCGAAUGGGAUGACCCAGCUUUCCCAGAUCUGGUCCGUCGUAUCUCCAAGGGAAAGCGUUCUACAUUUCAUGGCGCCAGAGCCAUCAUUCUGGCUGAUGUGUUUGAAGCCCAGACAAGCUGUGGCUUCGGUGUUCCCCGGGUGAAGAGGGGUAUAUAUGCACCUGAUGAGACCUCUGAGAAGAAUUUGUCCCUUGAACAAGUCCUUCGCGAGGGUGUGGAUGGUAAAGUGAAUGAGCUGGCUGUGUUUGAGGAGAGGCCUACCAUGGAUAUGUGGGUGGCAAAGCGAGUUGAAAACAAUACGUUGUUGGAUUAUCAUAAGGAAACCAACGUGCUGAGCAUGGAUGGUUUGCCUGGACUCAGAGCUGCUCGUCGGAGCGUGGGGGAGACGUUAUGGUUUACGGAUGCAAAGGCGCAUGCAAGGAAGGUUUUUGCUCAAAGCGAAGCGAUUGCAGUUGGAUUUGUUCUAGCAUUGUUGUUGUACGUUGUCAUGGUUUCAGUUGGGGCGAUUUCAGCGUCAUGGCCAAGGAUUCAGGCUUGAAUGGAUAUAGGAACGGCGCAAUUUUCGGUUUUGGGAUACCAAAAAGUACAGUGUUGUUUGGCUUUCAAA
Messenger RNA from Fusarium oxysporum Fo47, 1149 nucleotides. RefSeq lists its product as uncharacterized. Lineage: Eukaryota; Fungi; Ascomycota; Sordariomycetes; Hypocreales; Nectriaceae. The record is from RefSeq and is a predicted model, not a curated record. Bases 250 to 1080 code for a protein of 276 amino acids. The transcript has a single exon.